AUGGCGGUCCUCCGCGUGGUGUCGCUGUUGCCGUCGGCGACGGAGCUGCUACACUUCCUUCUCGUGAAACUCAAUGCCAGGCAUGACGAACCCGUCGCAGUCCUCGUGGGUCGGUCCCACGAGUGCGAUUGGCCGGAGGAGUAUGCCGCACUUCCAGUACUCACGUCGUCGCGCGUCAACGGCGCGCUGUCGUGCGCUGAGAUCGAUCGCCAGGUUCGGGAUGAACUCGCCGCCGGCGUCUCUCUCUACACGGUGGACACAGAAAUGUUGCUAUCACUGCGUCCAGAUCUCGUGGUCACACAAUCGCUGUGCCAAGUGUGCACGGUCGACUAUGCGAUGGUGGUCGCCUUACUCACGGACGCCGACCCGUGUCCGCGCAUCCUCGACACGAACCCAAGCUCGUUCUACGAUGUAUUCCAGGACAUCCAUCGUCUCGCAGAUGCCCUCGGAGCGCCGGAUGUCGGCCACGAACUUGUUACGGAGCUGCAGGCGCGCGUGGAUGUCAUCCUUGCCCACGUCGUCGUUCGUUCAUCACCUCCCCGACUCAAGAUUGGAUUCUGCGAAUGGACCGAUCCCAUCUUUUGCGGCGGUCACUGGACGCCCCAGAUGAUCGAGAUGGCUGGAGCCGCGCAUCCCUUGAACAACACCCGCGGCCCCGGCAAAGGCGGGUGGCCAUCUCGGACGAUCUCGCCGGCCGAGUUUGUGGCGAUGGAUCCGGACGUGAUCAUCGUGGCUCCAUGUGGCAUGGACUUGAACACGAGCAAGAAGGAGACGGUGGCGAUGCUCAUGCAGCCAUGGUGGACACCCCUGCGAGGGAAACCGCUGUAUGUCGUGAACGGGAACCACAUGUUCAACCGCCCGGGGCCGCGCUUGGUGGACGCCCUCGAGUGGCUCGUGAGCAUUGUCCAUCCCGCGUCGACGCUAUCGUUCCCAGACUUUCCCGCCGAACGCUACCCCAACCAUGAUGCGGUCAAGACGGACGAGAUCGACGUCAAGUGUAGUGUGAUUAUGCCUUAG
Messenger RNA from Aphanomyces astaci, 1017 nucleotides. RefSeq lists its product as hypothetical. NCBI's taxonomy places the organism in Eukaryota, Oomycota, Saprolegniomycetes, Saprolegniales, Verrucalvaceae. The record is from RefSeq and is a predicted model, not a curated record. Bases 1 to 1017 code for a protein of 338 amino acids. The transcript has 2 exons.